Molecule: messenger RNA, 511 nt
Organism: Trichoderma asperellum CBS 433.97
Lineage: Eukaryota; Fungi; Ascomycota; Sordariomycetes; Hypocreales; Hypocreaceae
Source: RefSeq, a predicted model, not a curated record
AGCCCGAAUUCAAACAAGUAAUAUAUUACUAGUAAUGGCAAAAAAAAGCACUUGAACGAGGCAGACGGCACAAUGCAAUGCACGUUUCUUUGUCAGCGUUUCGUCCAUCCCGCUCGCCAAGAAUGGCGAAAAACAGAGAGAAUGAAUGACACAGCGGCAUACACGCAAAACGAACGUAGGCCCGAAAGGAAUGCCAACACCGCUGCACCAACCAGUGACAUUUGCGCUGUUUGCUAUGCCGCUUUCUUCCUUGGUGCUUUGGCUCUUAAUCGGGCCAUGUGGUUUGCCACUGCGGCACCGCGUAGGGCCUCACAACUCUCGUCUCCUCCCUCUCGCUUUGCCCGAGGGCAGCCGCUGCAGCCGCAACGGUCAGCGGCGGAGAGGCAACAAACCGAGGAGGAUUCAUCUUUUUUUUUUUUUUUCUCUAGGACAGACUCAUGAAGAGGCUGCAAUGGCUGGGUGAGCAGCUGAAGCGCGGAUAGCAAAGGCUCUCUUCUUCGCGUCAGGUGAG